Molecule: messenger RNA, 899 nt
Organism: Pneumocystis jirovecii RU7
Lineage: Eukaryota; Fungi; Ascomycota; Pneumocystomycetes; Pneumocystales; Pneumocystaceae
Exons: 5
Coding region: 15-899 (294 amino acids)
Molecular function (GO): oxidoreductase activity, acting on the CH-OH group of donors, NAD or NADP as acceptor
Source: RefSeq, a predicted model, not a curated record
UUAUUGGUAUAUUAAUGAUUGUUUGUUUUGUUUAUUAUACAUACAUAUCUAAAACAUUUAUGUCAACGAAAAAAUUGCAUGGAAAAAUUGCAGUUGUUAUAGGAGGUUUUAAAUACGAAAUCUAUAUUUUUAAGCCAACGGAUAACAUUAUAGGAGCCUCUGGUCUUGGACAUGAGUUAUCUUCAAUUUUAAGUCAACUUGGAGUAAUCGUUAUUAUUAUUGAUGUCGUUGUUAAAAAAAAAAUAUCAAAUUCCUUUUGUCACUAUUACCAAUGCGAUAUUACUUGUAUUACAAAUUUUGAAAAAAUUUAUUCAGAAAUUAAAAAACAUUAUGGAACACCUACGAUACUUAUUAAUAGUGCUGCUAUACUUGAUGCAGAACCAAUUGAAACGAUGUCUUUUGAAAAAUUUAGAAGGGUGAUUGAUGUUAAUUUUAUAUCGCAUUUUAAUAUGGUUAAAAUGUUUUUACCUGGAAUGAAACAAGAAAAUGAAGGACAUAUUGUUACAAUAGCAUCAUCACUUUCAUUUAUUGGAGUAACUAAUCUUUCUGCUUAUUGUGCUUCUAAGGCGGCAUUAGUCUCUUUUCAUGAAUCUUUAAAAUAUGAACUUUUUUAUUCAAAUUUUAAUAUUCAAACAACACUUGUAGUACCAGGACAAUUGAAUACACCUUUGUUUCAAGAUGUUGAAACUCCUUCUCGAUUAUUAGCUCCUAUACUUGAUCCUAUAUAUGUUUCUGAAAAAAUAAUUAAAGCAAUAAUAAAUAAUUUGAGUACAGAGAUAUAUACACCGUUAUACUGUUCAGUGCUUCCAGUGUUGAGAUGCAUGCCUAUAAAAUUUCAAAAAAUCUUUAGGCAUCUUAGUGGAAUAGAUAAGGCUUCACGUGUAUUUAUAGAUCAUUAA